CUGAAGUGACUGAUCUCCACACUGGUAUAAAGAUGGCGUUUAUUAAAGAGGAGAGUGAAGAUGUGAAGAUCGAAGAGACAUUCUCUGUCAAACAUGAAGAUCUGCAGGAACAAACAGACCUGAUGGUGCUGAAAGAAGAGACUCAUCAACUGAAUGUAAUGGAAGAGAAACAGCAGUUUGAGAAACACCAAGUAAUAACGACUGAUGAAAAAACCACACUGACUAAAAAGGCUUCAUCACGCGGAAGACCUCGGAAAUCCAAGUCUAUGUGUAAUUACAGCUGUACAUGGUGUAGAAAGAGUUUCAGUAAAAAGUCAAACCUUGAUAUUCACAUGAGAGUUCACACUAAAGAGAAACCUUACACCUGCAAACAGUGUGGAAAGAGGUUUGGUUAUAUACAAGGCUUUAAAAACCACAUGAGAAUUCACACUGGAGAGAGGCCGUACACAUGCCAACAGUGUGGAAAAAGCUUCUAUCAUGCAGGAAAUUUUGCAGCGCACCAGAAAAUUCACACUGGGGAGAGGAAGUAUACAUGCCAACAUUGUGGAAAAAGCUUCUCUAAAACAGGAAACUUGGCAGUACACAUGAGAAUUCACACUGGGGAGAAGCCUUACUCUUGCUCUCAGUGUGGAAAGAGUUUUAAGCAAAAUGUCACCCUUAAAAUCCACAUGAGAACUCACAAUGAAGAAAGAAUUUUUACCUGCACACAGUGUGGGAAAAGUAUUUCUCAAAAGCACUACCUUGACAUCCACAUGAGGAUUCACACUGGAGAGAAACCUUACACAUGCACAGAGUGUGGUAAAAGUUUCCCAUAUAAAGGCUCACUCAAUCACCACAUGAUAAGUCACACCGGAGAGAAGCCGUUUACAUGUGCUCAGUGUGGAAAGAGCUUCACAACCAAAUCAAACCUUAAUCAACACAUGAGGAUCCACACUGGGGAGAAACUAUUCACAUGCACCCAGUGUGGGAAGAGUUUCAGCAACUCAGCAAACCUUAAUAUACACAUGAGGAUUCACACUGGAGAGAAACCAUUCACAUGCACCCAGUGUGGGAAGAGUUUCAGCAACUCAGCAAACCUUAAUCAACACAUGAGGAUUCACACUGGAGAGAAACCAUUCACAUGUACUCAGUGUGGGAAGAGUUUCAGCCAAUCAUCAAACCUUAACCUACACAUGAGGAUCCACACUGGAGAGAAACCAUUCACAUGCAGUCAGUGUGGGAAGAGUUUCAGCCAAUCAUCAUCCCUUAAUCUACACAUGAGGAUACACACUGGAGAGAAACCAUUCACAUGUACUCAGUGUGGUAAGAGUUUCAGCCAAUCAUCAAUCCUUAAUAUACACAUGAGGAACCACACUGGAGAGAAACCAUUCACAUGCCUUCAGUGUGGGAAGAGUUUUAGCCAAUCAACAUACCUUAAUCAACACAUGAGGAUCCACACUGGGGAGAACCUAUUCACAUGCACCCAUUGUGGGAAGAGUUUCAGCAACUCAGCAAACCUUAAUCUACACAUGAGGAUUCACACUGGAGAGAAACCAUUCACAUGUACUCAGUGUGGGAAGAGUUUCAGCCAAUCAUCAAACCUUAAUAUACACAUGAGGAUUCACACUGGAGAGAAACCAUUCACAUGCAGUCAGUGUGGGAAGAGUUUCAGCCAAUCACCAUACCUUAAUCAUCACAUGAGGAUCCACACUGGAGAGAAACCAUUCACAUGCAGUCAGUGUGGGAAGAGUUUCAGCAAAUCAUCAAACCUUAAUCUACACUUGAGGAUCCACACUGGAGAGAAACCAUUCACAUGUACUCAGUGUGGUACGAGUUUCAGCCAAUCAUCAAACCUUAAUAUACACAUGAGGAACCACACUGGAGAGAAACCAUUCACAUGCCUUCAGUGUGGGAAGAGCUUUAGCCGAUCAACAUCCCUUAAUCGACACAUGAUGAUCCACACUGGAGAGAAAGAGUUUAUGUGCUUGAAGUGUGAGAAUACUUUUAUUACAGCUGCAGAAUUGAAACGCCACCAGAGGGUUCACACUGGAGAAAAACCGUACAAGUGUUCACAGUGCAGUAAGAGGUUUGCUCGCUCAGGAACCCUGAAAACACAUGAGAGGAUUCACACUGGAGAGAAACUGUAGACAUGAUCAGUGUGUACAAAGUUUCACUUAAUCAGGGCAGCUUAAGAAACACAUGGGAUGGUUUUUGGUAAGGCGCCGACACAUGUAGCAGCAUAGAAAGAGCGCUUCCAUACACACUGGUAUUAAUCCUCCUUUUUACAUCAUAUAUAAUAACCUAAACCAUAUUUAAAUGACAUGGAGGAGGGACAAAAACAAAAAGGCUAGGACAAAACAACCAGUUAAUCCUGAAAAAAAUGAGAAAUCAACAGAUGAAAAAUCCAAGACAGACGGAAUAGCUGAUAGCCUGUCACCUAUCAUUGCAGCAAUAUUUACAGACAUCAAAGCUUUCCAGAAGAAUAUUAAAUCUGAUUUAACCGCCUUCCAAGAUUCUCUCGCAAAAGAUGUGAAAAUGGAAUUAAGUAACUGUAAACAAGAAGUCAAUCAACAACUGGAUGACCUUAUCACGGACCUAAAUGCAACGACAGAAAAGGUCAACGAAGUGGAGCAGCGAGUUGGAGAAUUUUGGAGAACAUUGCAGAGAUGAAAGAAAUGCUCAAUCAAUCCAUUCAAGUACAAGAAAAUUUAAAAGAGAAACUGUGAGAUAUAGAAAAACGCUCCCGUAGAAAUAAUAAUCAGAUUUUUGGAAUCCCGGAAGAAAGCAUUCUGAAUGAAAAGGGAAUUAAGUUCUAAACACCACCGCCGGCAAGACUUAAAAUCUUUUUGGAAAACAAAGGACCUGGUCCUCCGCUUUGCAUGGAGAAAAAAAGUAAUACACUGAAAUAAAAAAAGAAUUUUCUUUGACCAAGACUACCCACCUGAGAUCCAACAGAAAAGACGGGCUUUUGCUCCGAUAAGAAAAAUUCUGAAUGAAAAGGGGAUUAAGUUCCAAACACCGAAUCUUUCUGGAAAACAGGGCAGUCAUGUACAAUUUGAUGACGGAGGCAUCAAGAGAAAGUCUGAAAGAAAAAGGACUGAUAAACAGCGAAGAAGAAACUAUUAUAGGAAUCCCUGGGAAAGAGAAACAAAGACCUUGGCAAAAGGUUGGAGUGACAU
Danio rerio (zebrafish) is the source of this 3158-nucleotide messenger RNA. The record is from RefSeq and is a predicted model, not a curated record. NCBI's taxonomy places the organism in Eukaryota, Metazoa, Chordata, Actinopteri, Cypriniformes, Danionidae.